AUGCCUUCUGUCGAGAGCACUCCAGUCUCGCGAGCUGGCAUCACCACCUCCGCCACUGGCGAACGUCACAUUCCCUCGUCAGUCCGCCCUGACGGCUCGGUUCGCAAGGAAAUCCGCGUGCGCCCGGGCUACCGACCACCGGAGGACGUCGAGCUUUACAAGAACAGGACCGCGGAAGGCUUCAGAAACCGGGGCAAAGCCGGUGUGCCGGGUGCCGAGGCCUUGAAGAAGGAAGAAGAUCCUGCCAAGACAGGCAACGCAGCCAACAAGAAUGCCAAGCGCAGGGAAGCCAGGAAGAAGGCUGCCGCCGACAAAGACGAGGAGACGCCUGCCGCGCCUGCGAAAUCUGCCGAGCCUGUUGAGCCUGUGGAGCCUGCAAAACCUGUUGACCCUGAGGCCGAAAAGGAGAAGGAAGCUAAGAAGCUUGUCAAGAAGCUGCGACAGGCGCGCGAGCUAAAGGACAAGAAAGAGAAAGGCGAAGGACUGCUGCCAGAGCAAUUUGAGAAAGUCAUCAAGAUCAACGAGCUCGUUCGGCAGUUGGAGAAACUUGGUUUCGACGCACAGGGCGAGAAGAAGCCAGCUGAGACUUGA
Molecule: messenger RNA, 591 nt
Organism: Ascochyta rabiei
Lineage: Eukaryota; Fungi; Ascomycota; Dothideomycetes; Pleosporales; Didymellaceae
Exons: 1
Coding region: 1-591 (196 amino acids)
Biological process (GO): exon-exon junction complex disassembly
Cellular component (GO): exon-exon junction complex; cytoplasm
Molecular function (GO): RNA binding
Source: RefSeq, a predicted model, not a curated record